UAGGUUUUAACUUUUGCAAGGUGCGCUUGCCGUACUCGGGGCUUUGCUGCUAAUAAGAUAUUAAUUAUUCAAGAACGUUAUUCGGCUGUAUUUCAUUUGAAAUUCUGAACGCGUGCCAAAGCUAAACAAACAGAUAUAACAAGUGUCGCGGCCAUAGAAGCAACAAGUGUCUAUUCGAUUGUUUUAUAAUUUUGUUGGAACGUUGCGCAGUCGCUGCUGCUUCUGCUGCCGCGGCUACUGGUGUUGCUGACAGCAGCGGGUCAAGCUAACGGUAACCGAUCGAAAAAGAAAUUCAAGCAACAACUGCACCAGACACAAUAAACCAUUACCCAACAUGGAGACGGGUUUGCACGAACGCGAUCGUGCGGGCGUUCAGGACUUUGUGCUGCUCGAGAACUAUGAGAGCGAGGUAGCAUUCAUUGAUAAUUUGAAGAAGCGCUUCCAAGAGAACCUCAUCUAUACCUACAUUGGCCAGGUGCUGAUCUCUGUGAAUCCCUACAAGCAGCUGCCCAUUUACUCAGAAGCCCACAUCAAGGAGUACAGGAACAAACACUUCUAUGAGAUGCCUCCGCACAUCUUCGCUGUGACGGACAACGCUUUCCGCUCACUGAUCGAGGAGAAUCGCGGCCAGUGCGUGCUCAUCUCGGGCGAGAGUGGCUCCGGCAAGACGGAGGCCUCCAAGAAGGUGCUGCAGUACAUUGCCGCCUGCUCUGGCCAUCAGAGCACCGUGGAGGGCGUCAAGGAUAAGCUGCUAAAGAGCAACCCAGUGCUGGAGGCCUUUGGCAAUGCCAAGACGAACCGCAACGACAACUCCUCCCGCUUCGGCAAGUACAUGGACAUUCAGUUCGACUACAAAGGCACGCCCAUUGGCGGCAACAUUCUCAACUAUUUGCUGGAGAAGUCGCGCGUGGUGGCACAAACGCCCGGUGAGCGUAACUUUCACAUCUUCUAUCAGCUGCUGGCGGGAGCAGAUGCCAAACUGCUGCAGGAGCUUCACCUGCAGCGCACGCUGGAGAGCUACAACUAUCUGACCGAUGGCGUCAAGGGCAGCGUGAAGAGCAUCGAUGAUGUGGACAACUUCAAGCAGGUGCAGCAGGCAUUGAGCGUGAUUGACUUCAGCGCGGAUGAGCAGCGUGAGAUCUUUGCCAUUGUGGCGAGCAUAUUGCACCUGGGCAACAUUGGCUUCAACGUGGUGGAGGGCAAUGCCCAGGUGAACAGUCGAGAUCUGGUGGUCACUGUCUCCCGUCUGCUCGGCGUCAAUGCCAGCGAAUUGGGCGCCGCCCUCACUCAUCGCACCAUCGAUGCACGGGGCGAUGUGGUUACCUCGCCUUUGAAUCAGGAGCUGGCCAUCUAUGCCAGAGAUGCGUUGGCUAAAGCCGUCUACGAUCGCCUCUUCUCCUGGCUGGUGCAGCGCCUCAACAUUUCGCUGCAGGCGAAGGAAACGCGCGGAGCUCGCAAUAAUGUGAUGGGCAUUUUGGAUAUCUAUGGCUUUGAGAUCUUCAAGACGAACAACUUUGAGCAGUUCUGCAUCAACUUCUGCAAUGAGAAGCUGCAGCAGCUAUUCAUUGAGUUGACUCUCAAGUCUGAGCAGGAUGAGUACAGGAGGGAGGGCAUCGAGUGGAUACCAGUGGAGUAUUUCGACAACAAGGUCAUUUGCAACCUGAUUGAGGAGAAGCAUAAGGGUAUUAUUUCCAUACUGGAUGAGGAGUGCCUGCGGCCGGGAGAGCCUACCGAUCGCACCUUCCUCGACAAGCUCACCCAGAAGCUGGCGGAGCAUCGUCAUUACGUGUGCCACGAGAAGGCACCGAUUCAUGUGCAAAAGGUCAUGGGACGCGACGAGUUCCGCCUGGUGCACUACGCCGGCGAGGUGACCUACAGCGUGAAUGGUUUCUUGGACAAGAACAACGAUUUGCUGUUCCGCGACCUCAAGGAAACGCUGAGCAAGUCGGGCAACAACAUUGUCCGCUCCUGCUUCCCAGAGUCCGAGCUGAGCAGCAAGAAGCGACCCGACACGGCCAUCUCCCAGUUCAAGUCCUCGCUGAACAAUCUGAUGGACAUAUUGAUGUGCAAGGAGCCCAGCUACAUACGUUGCAUCAAGCCCAACGAUUUGCAGUCGCCGGGCAUCUUCGAUGAUCAGCUGGUGUUGCAUCAGGUCAAGUAUCUGGGCUUGAUGGAGAAUCUGCGCGUGCGUCGUGCUGGCUUCGCCUAUAGGCGCAGCUACGAGCUGUUCCUGGAGCGCUACAAGUGCCUCAGCAAGUCCACGUGGCCCAACUACAAGGGUUCCGGUGGCGCCAAGGGUGGCGUCCAGCUGCUCGUCCAGGAUCUGGGCUAUACUAGUGACCAGUACAAGAUGGGCGAGACGAAACUCUUCAUUCGCUGGCCACGCACACUCUUCGACACGGAGGACGCCUACCAGGCGAAAAAGCACGACAUCGCUGCCAUCAUUCAGGCCCAUUGGAAGGGUCUGGUGCAGCGUCGCAAGUAUUUGAAACUGCGCGCCCAGGUGAUCAUAUUGCAGAGCUACUGCCGCCGGCGUCUGGCCCAGCAGGCCGCCAAGCAGCGUCGUGAGGCAGCGGAUAAGAUCCGAGCCUUCAUCAAGGGCUUCAUCACGCGCAACGAUCCGCCCAAUGGCUUCAACGAUGACUUCAUUGCCAACGCCAAGCGAAUGUGGCUGCUGCGUCUGGCCAAGGAGCUGCCCACCAAGGUGCUAGACAAGAGCUGGCCCCCAGCGCCUGGCCACUGCCAGGAAGCGUCGACCUACCUGCAUCGCCUGCAUCGUCUGCACCUGGCGCGCAUCUAUCGCCAAAAGUUGACACCGCAGCGUAAGCGCCAGUUCGAACUGAAGGUUCUGGCCGAGAAGGUGUUCAAGGGCAAGAAAAACAACUAUGCCAGCAGUGUGCCAGCCUGGUUCCAGAGCGAUCGCAUCAGCCAGGAGCACAUACAGCGUGUGAAUGACUUCGUGGCCAGCACUUUCGGUAGCGAGCAACUUAAAUAUCAAUCAGCCUGCACGAAGUUCGAUAGACACGGCUACAAGUCUCGAGAGCGCUUUAUACUGCUGAGCAACAAGGCUGUCUACGUGCUGGAUGGCAAGAGCUACAAGCAGAAGCAUCGCCUGCCCCUCGAGAAGAUCGACUUCACGCUGACGAACCACAACGAUGACCUCAUGGUCAUUCGGAUACCGCUGGAGCUGAAAAAGGACAAAGGCGAUCUGAUUCUAAUCAUUCCACACAUCAUCGAGUUUAGCACCUACAUCAUCGACACCGUGGGCACAGCCGAUAUUGUCUCCAUCGUGGACAGAGCUUCACUGGAACACAAUGUGGUUAAGGGCAAGGGUGGUGUCAUAGAGCUGCAGACAGGAGCCGAGCCUGGCGUUAUGCGUGAUAAGAGCGGCCAUCUAGUUGUUAUUGCUGGUCAAUAAGGAAUUUAGUAAACUACCAAAACGGCUUUAAAUCAAACGA
Drosophila navojoa is the source of this 3458-nucleotide messenger RNA. RefSeq names its product unconventional myosin 61F (gene Myo61F). Gene Ontology annotation, biological process: actin filament organization; endocytosis; actin filament-based movement. Gene Ontology annotation, cellular component: microvillus; cytoplasm; actin cytoskeleton. The record is from RefSeq and is a predicted model, not a curated record. Gene Ontology annotation, molecular function: actin filament binding; microfilament motor activity; ATP binding. NCBI's taxonomy places the organism in Eukaryota, Metazoa, Arthropoda, Insecta, Diptera, Drosophilidae.